AAAGCCUCAGACGCCCAGACUGUGGUGAGACGCCUGACGAGUAAAAUCACUCCGUCUGUCUCUCUGUAACGUUUCGCCAUGAAGAUCCUCUCGCCUCUUCCCCACUUUCUGGUAGGAGUCCUGCUCCUGAUUUCAUGUUUCCCUGCGAAUGGCUACCUUCAUCCGCCUAAGAAACCUGAGGGCGUGACUUUGCCUCCCGAGGAAUGGUUCGUUCAGAAACUGGACCACUCCGAUCCAUCAGACACCAGAACUUGGUCCCAGAGAUAUUACAAGAAUCUCGAUUUCUUCAAACCUGGGGGUCCUGUAUUUCUGAUGAUCGGAGGCGAAGGCCCAGCCGAUCCCAUCUGGAUGGUCGAAGGCGCUUGGACCUUGUACGCCCAGGAGAUGAACGCCCUCUUGCUCAUGCUAGAGCACCGAUAUUACGGGAAGAGUCAUCCGACAGAAGAUGCAUCUGUUGAAAACCUGGUGUACCUCAGCAGCGAGCAGGCUUUGGCUGACCUGGCAGAAUUCACUGUCAAGAUGCAGGAAGAACUGGGCUUGACUGACAACAAAUGGGUUGCUUUCGGUGGAUCAUACCCCGGUUCUCUGUCUGUAUGGUACAGGCUGAAGUACCCUCACCUGGUGCACGCGUCAGUCGCCACCAGUGCGCCACUCGUUGCCAGGAGUGACUUCAGAGAAUACUUGGAAGUCGUAAGGAAUUCCUUGGCAUCUGAGAGUGACGAACGCUGUAACGUAGCCAUUCAGGCAGCAACGGACCAGAUCUCUAUGCUCUUGGGUCGUCCUACGGGUUGGCAUCUUCUUUCUGAAGAAUUCAGACUGUGCACCGUUCUCGACGGCACAAAGAAGGAAGAUGUCUCUAAUAUGCACGAAUUGCUGGCAGAGAACUUCAACGGAGUAGUUCAGUACAACAAAGACAACAGAGCUUUCGAAGGCGUUAAAGGCACAAACAUUACCAUCAACGUGGUGUGUGACAUUAUGAUGGACGACACCCUUGGAAGUGAACUUUCCAGGUAUUCAGCCGUGAACAGCCUGCUCCUGGACGUCUAUGAAAGACAAUGUUUCGAGCACCAAUAUUCGGCCAUGAUUGAAGAAUACCAGAAAACGAGCUGGGACCAAGGCGCCGUAGGAGGUCGAUCUUGGUAUUACCAAACAUGUACCGAGUUCGGAUGGUAUCAAGGCUCAGAUUCAGACGAACAACCAUUCGGUCACCGGUUUCCCCUGGAGUUUUUCACCCAAAUGUGCCAAGAUAUCUACGGUCCUAGCUUCACAGUUGAGUUCCUGGAGGAGGCUAUCAAGAAGACGAACGCCAACUACGGUGGUUUGACCCCCAACGUGACCCGCGUGGUAUUCGUGAACGGCAACAUUGACCCUUGGCACGCUCUGGGAAUCACUUCUGACCUGAGCAGUGAGGCACCAGCAAUUUUCAUCCAAGGUACCGCUCACUGCGCAAACAUGUACCCCCCAACAUCUGACGAUCUGCCCCAGCUGCAGGAGGCGAGGCAGAAAAUAUUCUCGCUCAUAGAACAGUGGCUCAGCGAAGAGUAGAUCGAGAGUCGUUGCCCUGGGAUAAGUUCAACGGAGAUCCUGGUCACUGAGCAGAAGCGCCUGUCAACGGAGUUUGUGAUCUGUAUAAAGAUGAAUGCCAACGAUUAUAUUUCUCAUAUUUUUUUUUUAACGAACCUGAAUUGCCAUCUGAUAUUUUAAAGGAAAUUUAGAUUUGGAAUAAAUUACACUGACGUAGGAUGCCAGACCUGAAAUUCUCUCCCAUCUAUUUCGCUGAAAUAUCAAAUGUCUUGGAUUACAGAUAUCAAACAUGAUUCA
This is a messenger RNA of Macrobrachium nipponense, 1821 nucleotides long. Its product is annotated as putative serine protease K12H4.7. Gene Ontology annotation, biological process: proteolysis. Lineage: Eukaryota; Metazoa; Arthropoda; Malacostraca; Decapoda; Palaemonidae. Gene Ontology annotation, molecular function: serine-type exopeptidase activity; dipeptidyl-peptidase activity. The transcript is spliced from 9 exons. The coding region runs from base 79 to 1545 and encodes 488 amino acids. The record is from RefSeq and is a predicted model, not a curated record.